Populus nigra (black poplar) is the source of this 2262-nucleotide messenger RNA. Its product is annotated as ankyrin repeat-containing protein At5g02620-like. Gene Ontology annotation, cellular component: plasma membrane. The coding region runs from base 411 to 2039 and encodes 542 amino acids. The transcript is spliced from 4 exons. The record is from RefSeq and is a predicted model, not a curated record. Lineage: Eukaryota; Viridiplantae; Streptophyta; Magnoliopsida; Malpighiales; Salicaceae. Gene Ontology annotation, molecular function: protein phosphatase regulator activity; protein phosphatase 1 binding.
UUUUUCAGUUUUUUUUCUUUCUAGAACACAAGAGUCAGAGAAACACUUUGUUUUUCAAAGCUCUGAUAAGUUGUUUUUGGACCUCAUGAGUUGAACUGAAACUUUCCCAUUUUUCUUUAGUUUUAGCAAGUUUCAAACUGGCAACAAGUUUUCAAAAUCCAAGAAUAUUUCAAGAACAUGAUAUGCAUAUGAUAUGGAUAUCAAGCAAUGAAGCUUGUAGCCGAGCCUUCCCACGUGCAAGCCCUUUCUGAUCAUCAUUCUCGAUCACACAUACUGGUUGCCAUGAUUAUUGAUCUUCUUCAUUCUUGAAAAUUCAGGGCUUUGAUCCUCAGAUUUAGAGUCUAGAAGAAGGAACAAAGGGGUUUAUUGUUUUUGUUUCCCUUUUAUUUUCGAAUAAAUCUUUUUAUGAAAUGGAACCUCCGGCGAGGCAGCAAAUCUUCCGGCAGAAGAAGAUGACUAAACAAUUGACAGGAAAACGGGAUGACACGCCGUUACAUGCGGUGGUGAGAGAUGGAAAUUUGGAGUUAGUUAUGGAAAUGAUAGCUGAUAAUCUUGAGGAAGCUGCAGAUUUGACUCUGUUGUUGUCGAAACAGAACCAAUCAGGAGAAACUGCUUUGUAUGUUGCUUCAGAUUGUGGUCAUGUUUACAUAGUGAAGGAGCUGAUUAAGUACUAUGACACCGGUUUAGCUGGUCUUAAAGCAAGAAAUGGUUAUGAUGCUUUUCACAUAGCUGCCAAGCAAGGCGAUCUGGAAAUUGUGGAAGUUCUUAUGGAGGUCAAUCCUGAUCUUUCAUUGACCUUUGAUUCGUCAAAUACUACAGCUCUGCACUCGGCUGCAUCACAAGGGCAUGUUGAAGUAGUGAAUUUCCUGUUAGAGAAGUGUAGUGGCCUUGCUUUGAUAGCUAAAAGUAAUGGUAAAACUGCCUUACAUUCAGUGGCAAGGAAUGGGCAUUUAGAGAUUUUGAAAGCCCUUUUGAGUAAAGAACCUGGACUUGCGAAUAAGAUUGAUAAGAAAGGCCAGACGGCUCUCCAUAUGGCAGUUAAAGGGCAGAACGUGGAGCUUGUGGAGGAGCUGAUCAUGUCAGAUCCUAGUUUGAUGAACAUGGUUGAUAAUAAAGGCAACAGUGCUUUGCAUAUUGCUAGCCGUAAGGGUAGAGAUCAGAUUGUUAGGAAGCUGCUUGACCAAAAGGGAAUUGACAAAACAAUUGUUAACAAAUCCAGAGAAACUGCUUUUGAUACUGCUGAGAAAACUGGGCACUCAGAAAUCGCCUCCGUAUUACAAGAGCAUGGAGUCUUAUCUGCCAAAUCCAUGAAGCCAAGUACAACUAACACAGCCAACCGAGAACUAAAGCAAACUGUGAGCGACAUAAAGCAUGAGGUUCACAACCAGCUCGAGACCACACGGCUAACACGAAAACGUGUUCAAGGUAUAGCCAAGAGGCUCAACAAAGUGCACACGGAAGGUCUCAACAAUGCAAUUAACUCAACCACAGUUGUAGCAGUCCUUAUUGCCACUGUUGCGUUUGCUGCCAUCUUCCAACUCCCUGGCCAGUUUGCUGAUGACCCAGGUAAUCUCGCUCCUGGACAAUCUGCUGGAGAAGCAAAAAUCGCUACCAAACCUGAGUUCAUGAUUUUCAUCAUAUUUGAUUCAAUUGCUCUCUUUAUAUCAUUGGCUGUAGUGGUUGUUCAAACCUCUAUUGUAGUUAUAGAGAGAAAGGCAAAAAAACAACUAAUGUCAGUGAUCAACAAGCUAAUGUGGCUGGCCUGUGUGCUGAUUUCAGUUGCAUUUCUUGCACUGUCAUAUGUUGUUGUGGGAGAUCAUCAGAGGUGGCUGGCACUUAGUGUAACAGCCAUAGGAUCAGUGAUCAUGGUAGCAACAAUUGGGACGAUGAGUUAUUGGGUAAUUGCAGAGAGAAUUGAGACUUCCAGAUUACGGAGCAUACGGAGGUCAUCAACAAGCAGAUCGCGCUCAGAGACAUUGUCAUUCAUGGAAGAAUCAGAGAUUUUGGAAAAUGACUAUAAGAAACUCUAUGCAAUCUGAGAUUUUGUCCUCUCUUUUUUAGGUCUUACAAGUAGAUACUGUAUUUUCCUCCUUGUAUAUAUACUUUUUUUACUUGAUUUCAGCCUUUCUCGCUGUCCACUGAAUCAGGGAGCUGACAGAUCUUCUGGAGAUUUUGAAAGAAGAAGAGGGUGGUAACUUUUUCGUUUUGAAGUAUAGUUAAUAAGAAACCAGUUAGUUGGUGACUCGGCUCUGUUUUCGUAAA